This is a messenger RNA of Hydra vulgaris (swiftwater hydra), 834 nucleotides long. RefSeq lists its product as uncharacterized. Lineage: Eukaryota; Metazoa; Cnidaria; Hydrozoa; Anthoathecata; Hydridae. The record is from RefSeq and is a predicted model, not a curated record.
CAAAAUGUUAUGUCAUUUAUAAUAAAUAAUAAUGGUGUAACUAUUAUUAGUUAUAAUCAUGCCAAGAAAAUGUUCAAUAGUUAAUUGUACCACAAAUUAUUUAACAUCAACUUCAGAAGAAAAGCUUCAUGUUUAUAUGUUUCCAAGUGACACACAAAAGUUACAAUAUUGGUUGUCACCUAUUCCAAAUGCGUUUGAAAAAGUAACUUCAAAUAUGGGUGUGUGUGAAAAACACUGGCCACCAGGCUGCAAAAUGCACAAGCCUCCUCGAUCAAAGUUUGAGGUUCCUUUUGAUCCCCCAUCUACUUUUCCUGGAUGCACAUCUUCAAUGGUGCGCCAAACAGUCUCAACACAACCAAGAUCUACAAAUAUAAAUAAAAUUUCUUUAACAUCACGAAAUGCAAUACCUGAUGAAUUGGAUGAUUUCAAUCAAAUUGAUUUAAUUAGAUUUUAUGUUGAAAUAAUGUUGUCUGAAAUAAAAGAAAGAUAUCCUCAAUACAUUGCAUUCAUUGAAAAUUCAAAAGUCAUAUUGUUUGAUGUUUCUCGAUCAUGUCUACCUGAAACAAUAUUUUCUGUUGAAAUUAACUGUCAUUCACGUCAAGUUAAUAUUUAUUGUAGGCAUACAAAAGUUAACUGCUAUGACCUGCUCAGUUUUUCUCAUUGUCUUACUCGGUGGUCACAGCUUGAAGCUAUUGUCAAAAGAGUUUGUACCUCUAGUCCUGAAAUAAAAGAUGAGGUAUUAAGUUUGAUUAGUCAAAUUGAAAAUACAUACAGUGAUACUUCUGAAUAAAUUUCUUUCCUCAUUGAACAACUACGCCUCACCACUUAUUCUCC